Molecule: messenger RNA, 3101 nt
Organism: Sinocyclocheilus anshuiensis
Lineage: Eukaryota; Metazoa; Chordata; Actinopteri; Cypriniformes; Cyprinidae
Product: ataxin-7-like protein 1
Exons: 13
Coding region: 688-2607 (639 amino acids)
Source: RefSeq, a predicted model, not a curated record
UCUGAAGCCGAGCGCAGCCGAGCGCUGGCCGAGCGCUGGCCGAACUGUGGCGAAGGUGGCGUCAUAUGUUUCUCUCGCUCGCUCGUCUCGCAGUCUGUGAAGGAAGAAGGAAGAGCAAUGGCGACGCUGUACCGCCGCGCGCUCACACUGCACACAGGAGCCACAACACGCACUAUAUGCUUUUGUAUAGUCACGUCCCAACCCAUGAGGAUUUCAAACCCGUUGUUUGCGAUGCCUGCAACAAAGUCGUUAAGCCUCAGGACGUCCUGACUCAUUACGAACACGUGCGCUCGCGGAACGGAGAGGUGUCUCGCGCGGCGUGAGGCGAUGGUAAUUCACAGAAGGCCCGUUGGCAGCUCGCCCUCGCCCCCUUCCGACGGCGAUUUCACAUAGCUGCCUUUCUCUCUCGUCCCCUGCCGCCCCCUUUGAGAGCGGAGAGGCUGCGAGGGUUCAGCGCAGAGGUCAACGACUCACAGCUAUUCAACUCAAAACACCGCGGCCCAGAAAGAGAAGGCGGGAUGCCUUCAGUCACACAGGAGGCUUGCUAUUCUCUCGUCUUUUUCUCUUUCGCUUUCUGUUUUUUUUCUUCCAUCCUCUCAACCGCCGCAGAGCAGACAGGCUGGGUAGUUGGGGAAUAGUUGAACAGUGAGUAGAGAGGAGCGCGUCCACCUCGAGCCCUCCAGAGCCAUGCAUAGCAAGAACCAGAGGAGACACUGCUCACCCAGCAGCUCCAGGACCCCUCUGGUUCCUGUCAAGGCCAAGAUGUCGGUGGGCCAGAGCGAGGUGGAGCCCCUUCCCUUCCGGGUUCCUCGCGAUUACCCACACUCACGCUUCAGCAAGGCGCCGCUGGCCGUCUAUCCGCCCAAAGGAGCCCGAGCCAAGGCCUGCGUGUCUUUACCUGUGGUGAGUCUGGAGAAGAUGCCGUGUUUCAACCGAUCGGAGGGAGCGCUCAUCAAAGUCACCUCCACGUCUCCCACGGCGGGUUCUUCUCUUUCUUUCACCUCCACGUCUUCCUCUCCAUCUUCCGCUUCUCUCAAGUCCUCCUUGACGUCACCAGCAUCUCACAAGAACCAGGAGAAGUUCCUGAACGGUCGCGGUCCUGUGACACCUCGCUCCACCACGCCCCCCUCGCUGAUUGACAGGCGGCCCAGCCCGUCACGGUCGCCCUUGGAGAAACGGCCCGCCCCCUCGCCCUCCCCACAGGACAGGAGACCCGCGGCCUCCACGUCUCCAUCCCUAUUGGACCGGAGACCGAUAGUCCCUCCUUCUCCACCAGACAAGAAGCAUCAGAAUGGAGCCAAAGGCGGGCGGCACCGAAGAGUGUCGGGGAGAGUGUUUGAUCCUAAUAAACACUGUGGGGUUUUGGACCCAGAGACAAAGCGGCCUUGCACUCGAUCUUUAACCUGCAAGACUCACUCUCUAACCCAUCGGCGAGCCGUCCCGGGACGGAGGAAAGACUUCGACAUCCUUCUAGCGGAGCAUAAGGGACGGGCGAAGGAGAAGGAGACGGGGCAAAAAAAGGAUGUUCAAGCAGGCAGCCAAUCAGUGCAGGUCACACAGUCACAUGACUCAGCAACCAGCCUAUCCACAAGCUGUACCAAUGCCAAGACCACGCCCACUCUCAAACUGCAGCUGGCCAAUUCACACUUACACAGCUCUGCAGCCGUUCCUCCUCCUGAGCUCAGCUGGCAGCAGUGCAGCAGAGACGCACAUCUGUCCAGCGAUGAAGGAGAAAGCGACCUCCCUGAGGAGUCUGAGAAGCUGCUGUGCCACUAUUCUCCACAGCACCCGCGAGCCAUGAGCUGCUGUGCGUUCAGCAGUCGGUUGAUGGGACGGGGGCACUACGUGUUCGACCGGCGGUGGGACCGGGUGCGGCUGGCGCUCCACUGCAUGGUGGAAAAACACGUCAACUCUCUCAUGUGGAGGAAAGUCCCCCUAGCGGUGGAGAGCAUGACUAGCUCGACUGAAGUUUCUCCCCUCGGCUCUCCGUUCGUCCCCAACCACGCGCUGGCGGCUCCUCUGGACGGCGUCUCCAUGGUCUCGUACGCCACCUCUUUCUCUCAUAACGGCGCUGGGGUUUUCUGCAUCCGGGACCCCGGACCCGGACCCAGACCGCAGCGGAAUAAACCGGCCAAGCCGCCCAAAGCCUCAGGGGAUGGAACGGGACCUAAAAAGCGGAAAGCGCCUCAGGCCUCUGAGUCACGAAAGAGCGGGAGCAGCGGGAACAGCUACCAUCUGCCACUGGGCGCGGCACACAUCAGUAACGGGACGGCGGCCCUCAGCGUGCGGGCCAAGCCGCGGCCGGGGGCCCCGGGGCCGAGGGAGCAGGACAGGUAUGGGAGCGUGGAGCUGUCCCUCCCGCAGGCGCUCACCGGGGAUCACGGGGGCGUCUCGUCCCACAGCCCGCUGCCCUACGGAUCCUCCGAUGGGAGGAAGAGGAAGAGCUCUGGAUCGAGCGCCAGCAGCGACAAACCCAGCAAAAGCACCAAAUCCACAGAACUGGACGGGGUCUUCAGGAAGAGCAGCAGCGGUUCGCCCCACAGCGCCCUCCCCAGACAGAAGAAGAAAACAUUACAGGUCCCAAGGUCCCUCACUGAUGCAGUGUGAGUUUGAGAAGAGCUUGGGACGUCCUGUAGACGCGGGACGCCAGCACUGUGUCUGUCCUGCCUUGAUCCCACCGCUGCCUCUACGGUUGAGUCACGUCCUUCGCGUCCUCCUUUCCUACAGGGCUUCUUCCGUUCUGUUCCCAUUAGGAAUAAACGCUUCAUCUGCCAGUUUAUCGAAGAAUGAUUUCUCACGUUUCCUUCAGUCUCAUGCAGAUUCAGAUUUUGAUUUAACCAGUACACAACACGUUUCAGACAUUCAGCGAUACGGAGUUUUAUUUUUAUUUUCACGUAGAUGAGGACAACAUGAAGGAACACACUUCAGACUCAACCGUGUCGAUCUAAAGUGCACUUAAUUUCAAGUCUGAACUACGUAAAAAGGAGGGUUUCAAACAAGGGAAUAUUUUACAGACGCUUUUUCGGCAAGUUGUAUUUUUCUAAAUUGGAUGAAUUCCGGGUUUUGAGUAUUUGUUUUUGACACACAAGUGUUUGUCGAUU